This is a messenger RNA of Rhinichthys klamathensis goyatoka, 2029 nucleotides long. RefSeq lists its product as uncharacterized. The transcript has 13 exons. Bases 25 to 1854 code for a protein of 609 amino acids. Gene Ontology annotation, cellular component: membrane. Lineage: Eukaryota; Metazoa; Chordata; Actinopteri; Cypriniformes; Leuciscidae. Gene Ontology annotation, biological process: sodium ion transmembrane transport. The record is from RefSeq and is a predicted model, not a curated record.
UGCGCUGUAGUCUAAACGUCUUUAAUGAUGGGAGUUGGAACUGAUAACAAGACUACGACCUUGUCUAAGUAUGCAUUACAGCAGCUUGGAGAGGGAAAAGAGGAGGUAGAUCUCCGGAAGAUGACACCCGGCAAUGCUGAGGCCAUGAGGCUGGCAAAGGCUGAACACCAGAUAACGGAACCCAGAGAAACUUGGGGUCGACGUCUGGAGUUCGUGCUCGCCUCCAUCGGUUAUGCAGUGGGUCUGGGGAACGUGUGGCGCUUCCCGUACCUGUGCUACAGGAGCGGAGGAGGUGCUUUCUUGAUUCCCUACUUCAUCAUGUUGUUUCUCUGUGGUAUCCCACUGCUGUUCAUGGAGUUCACUGUUGGGCAGUACACUCGUCUGGGGCCGGUCCAUGCUCUGGCUAAAAUAUGUCCCCUCUUCAAAGGUGUGGGGCUUGCCACGGUAGUGAUUUCUUACGUGCUCUGCACCUACUACAACGUGCUCAUGACCUGGGCUCUCUACUACCUGCUUCAUUCGUUCAGCCCCUCAUUGCCAUGGCAGUCCUGCAACAACACGUGGAAUGCAGUUGGCAACUGUUCCACUGGUUUUCCUGGCAAUGCCACGCAUCUGCAAUCAGCCAGUCAACAGUUCUUUGAUCAUAAGGUCUUAGAAAUGACCAGAGGGAUUGAGCACGCUGGAGGGAUUCGCUGGGAACUCUUUGGCCUCCUAAUCCUGGCCUGGGCCAUUGUUUAUUUCUGUAUCUUUAAAGGGGUGAAAUCCACCGGAAAGGUUGUGUACUUCACUGCCACAUUCCCUUAUUUCAUACUAAUUGCAUUGCUGAUCAAUAAUGUCCAGUUGCCUGGAGCAAAAGAUGGUAUCCUCUUCUUCCUCAUGCCAAACUGGAGUAAACUCUUGGAAGUCCAGGUGUGGGUCAAUGCUGCUGCUCAGAUCUUUAACUCCAUCGGCAUCUCCUUUGGUUCUAUGAUAUCUAUGGCCAGUUACAACAAGUACAACAACAACAUCCUUAAGGACACAUUUAUCAUCUCUCUGGCAAAUUCAGCCACUAGUAUCGUAGCAGGCUUUGUUAUUUUCUCUGCCAUCGGGUACAUGGCUCACAUUCACAACCUACCUGUAGAUGACAUUGCCACAGAUGGGCCUGGUCUGGUGUUUGUGGUAUAUCCUGAAGUGUUUUCCACCAUGCCGAUCUCUCAGCUCUGGGCACCUCUGUUUUUCAUCAUGUUACUCUGCCUUGGACUGGACAGUCAGUUUGCCAUGGUGGAAGUGGCUGUAACUUUCAUCAUGGACGGCUUUGGCAAGAAAGCGUUGCGAGUUUUUAAGAGGAAGGAGCUGAUUGUUCUGGCAGUGUGCUGCGUUGGCUUUCUGCUGGGGAUUCCUCACAUUUCCAGGGGUGGGAUAUAUGUGUUUCAGCUGAUGGAUCACUACACAGCUGUGGUGUCUCUAAUGUUUCUGGCCUUCUUCGAGGUGCUCGCCGUCACUCUCAUAUUUGGAGUGAGACGGCUCAGUUUAAUGGUGGAGAAAAUGCUGGGAAAGAAACCAAACCUCUACUUCCGUGUCUGCUGGCAGUACCUUUCACCCAUGCUUGUGCUGGGUAUUCUGAUCUCCAGUAUUUUUCAGUAUACUCCAGCUCGAUACGGCAAGUCCUACACAUACCCGCUCUGGGCAGAGGUGGUCGGCUGGCUCAUCUCUCUCGCCUCCAUCAUCUGGAUUCCACUUGGGGCUCUACAUGAGCUUUGGACCACCGAAGGGUCUCUGCUGCAGAGGUUGAAAAAGUCCAUAACUCCAGCUAUAGAUCUGGAGUUUGUUUCAGAGAAACCAUCUUCCGAGUCCAUUGCGAUGUUUACCGCUCCUUAGACACUUGAGUGUGUGUGUGUCCUUAAUAUGUUUACUCAUUAGAAGUGCAAAGUAGUUCUGCUUAAACUGAAAAAUAUCAUUUUAUGUUUUUACUCGUAUUUAUAUUCUGUUUAUUGCAUUUGAAAUUAAUGUUGUAAAGUACAAAAAUAUUCCCAGAUUUACAAUAUGGCAUUGA